Penicillium cosmopolitanum is the source of this 939-nucleotide messenger RNA. RefSeq names its product dihydrodipicolinate synthase family protein. Gene Ontology annotation, molecular function: 4-hydroxy-tetrahydrodipicolinate synthase activity. The transcript is spliced from 7 exons. Bases 1 to 939 code for a protein of 312 amino acids. The record is from RefSeq and is a predicted model, not a curated record. Lineage: Eukaryota; Fungi; Ascomycota; Eurotiomycetes; Eurotiales; Aspergillaceae.
AUGCGGCCACUGCCCACGGGAAUCUAUACACCGUUACCUUGCUUCUUUGAUGGAAAUGAAGAUCUAGUUAUCGCGAGCGCAGGAACUACCCCAGUGGUAUCUGGGUCUAUGGGCGAGGCUGUCCACUUGAGCAAUGAAGAAAAGAAACAGCUCAUCCAGUCCGCUCGCUUCGCGUUGGAUGAGAUCAGCCUACAGCAUGUCCCGAUUGUUGCGGGUACUGGAGCGGCCAGCACUCGCGAAACCAUUCAACUCUGCAAGGACGCCGCAGAAGCAGGAGCAGAUUAUGUGAUGGUAAUUCCACCAGGAUAUUAUGCGGGAGCAUUGCUGGCGGAUUAUAGUGCGAUUAAGAAAUUCUUCGUGGAUAUUGCAACGACAUCACUGGUGCCAGUGAUAAUAUACAACUUCCCUGCCGUAUCUGGUGGUAUUGAUAUGGAUAGCGAUUUGAUUGUGCAAAUUAUCAAGUCGUCUGCCAAUAUUUGUGGUGUAAAGUUGACAUGCGCUAACGUUGGCAAGUUGACUCGAGUCAUAGCUCAGAUUUCGAGCCAAUCAUUCCAACAAGAAUACCCUCGAUCAUCAACUACGCCCUUUCGGGCUAUCGAUGGCUUUAUUGACUUCUUGUUGCCAUCCAUAUCAGUUGGAUCGGCUGGUGCAAUCAGCGGUCUCCCUAAUAUAGCUCCUAAAUCGUGUGUCAAACUGUGGAAUCUUUGCCAAGACCCGAAAUCCAUUAAGGAGGCAUCCGAAUUACAGAAUCUGAUCGCCCUUGCCGACGGAGUAGCGUUGAAAAUUGGGAUUGCUGGGAUGAAGAAGUUGUUGCAUCGAAACUUCGGGUAUGGAGAUAGACCACGCCUACCACUGUUGCCGAUGGAUGAAAAAGUUGCGGACACAGUUCUAUCGAGUCCUUUCCUCAAAGCACUGUUGGACUUGGAGGCUACACUUUGA